Mugil cephalus (flathead mullet) is the source of this 2541-nucleotide messenger RNA. RefSeq names its product TNFAIP3 interacting protein 2 (gene tnip2). The record is from RefSeq and is a predicted model, not a curated record. The coding region runs from base 356 to 1699 and encodes 447 amino acids. NCBI's taxonomy places the organism in Eukaryota, Metazoa, Chordata, Actinopteri, Mugiliformes, Mugilidae. Gene Ontology annotation, molecular function: K63-linked polyubiquitin modification-dependent protein binding. The transcript has 6 exons. Gene Ontology annotation, biological process: cellular response to lipopolysaccharide; regulation of transcription by RNA polymerase II.
UUUUUUUUUCUUCUUUAAAGUGUGCACUUGAGAAUAGUGUUCCUGCGUUUACAAAGUCUGUGCCAACAUACUACAAGCACCCCCCUUUUCCCUCCCAAUGGCUGCUCAGUAGUGAACCUUUUUGAAAGCAGGCAGGGCUCCGUCUUGACGAAGCUCGAAAAAGUCCGCGGGGAAGUUCCCUAGGAAAUCCCCCAAGACUGUUCGGGGAUAUUAUUCUGAUGCGCCAAAUCUCCGACACAAUUGACCUCCUCUGUGUGUUUGUGAAGACGCAGGGCUGGAGGCAGAUGCGUCGGAUCUGGUGUUAUUAAAAAAAUAAAGGAGACGAACCGUGUUUCAAAUCUACGAGAAGCUCGCGAUGGACAGCGUCAGUUUGAACGAGGACGGCGACGCGCUGAAGGACAAAAUGAGGAGCUACAGCGUCCUGAAUACUUUGUACCAUGAGACGCGGCAGGAAAUCGACCUCUUGAACAAACAAAUCUGCCUGAAGGACAACAUCAUUACCGAUUUAAAGACCAGGCUGGGCAGGUACGAGAGGGUCUACAUGACGGUGGGCGACGGCGAGUCCGUAGUCGUCGGCCCGUCCGCCUCUUUGGUGGAGAGCUUGAUCAAGGAGAUAUGCAAACUAAAACAGAAGAGGAGCGAUAUGGAGUUCAAGGCAACCCGACAGGCAGAGGAGAUCCAGAGGCUGAACCUGCAGCUCAGAGAGAAGGAGCUGGAGCUGGAGAGUGUCAGGUGUCAGCCGGAGCACGAGAAGGACCAGGAGAUCCACAAGCUGCGCGUGGCCCUGGAGGAGAAGGAGCGGGCCGAGGCCACCAAGGCCGUCCUCUGCACGUCCCUGGCCGAGGAGGCCGAGCAGCUGCGCGGUCAGCUCGGCGAGACGGUCAGGGUGUGCCAGGGGCUGCUGGCCAGGCUGGAGAAAGGGAAGAAGGGGGGAGAAGACGUGGAGGAGGUGGCCCUCCAGCAAGUGGCUAAGGAGAUGCCAGAGUCCAGUGACAGCAGCACUGUUAAUGUCCAAAUCUGUCAGCUUCAGGAGGAGAAUAAGCAGCUGAAGCAGCGCGUGGCAUAUGUGCAAGGUCUGAAUACUCAGUGGCAGAAGUAUGACUCGAGCAGGGAGGAGUACAUCAGAGGUUUAUAUCAAAGGCUUCACCAGGAAAUUUCCAGGCUCAAUAUCCUACUACAGGAGAAAAUGAGUGAUUGUUCGAGGCUUGAGAGAAAAGUGGAAGAUACACGGAGACUUAACAAGGAACAAAUCCAGACACUGGAGCAGCAGGUUCUCAUCUACGCAGACGACUUCCGGUCAGAGCGAGCCGACAGAGAGCGAGCGCAGGGCCAGAUUGACGAUCUGAAGGAGCAGAUCUCUCAGUUGAAGCAGCAGCUAUGCAAACAGGGAGCGAGCAGAGAGAGCAGAGAGAGCAGAGACGUGGUUCCGCUGUGUCGCGUGCACAUAGGACACAGGAUCUCCUCGAGGCGGAACAAGGACUCGUCAGAGCCUCUUUUGAGAGCCACGGCUGAGAGGCAGCAGCAGCCACCUCCUGCAGCGGCGGCGGCACCGGCAGCGCCAGCAGCAGCGACACCCAACUCUGCCUGGAACGAAGACCCAGGCCAGUCAGAGUUACAGUGCCCACGAUGCUACACUAGGUUCAACGACACAGAAGCUGCAGAAUACCUGAAUCAUUGGGAAGAGUGUGCCCGACUGUAAGCGGAAAUACACUCAUUUGGAAAUAACAGUUAUCUCUUACUGACAGUAACUGAACACUGAAGACCAGCACUACACUGCAGAAAAUAACCAGAGUGGAGAUUCCAGUUCGGAGACGCUUGACUACAAAUGAAACAACUGACUUACAAAGUGAAGCAAAAGUGUAUAACCCAAAGUUCCCGUGCCGCAAGAGAAAUUAGCUCAUCAAGGCUUUUUCUAAGUCUGCGUAGUUUCAGUGUCAACUCCUGAGAGUUCCCGUACCGCGGGAGAUUAUCGAAGUGGAGAGGAGGAUGCUAAUGCGAUGUAUCAAAUAUACCUCAGUGUGUCAAAUUACAAACUCGUUGCACUUUCUUGACAUUUAGCCAAAAACUAAUCCUAGGAUUGUACGAUUGAGAGAUUCAUGAUGCAUAAGCUUCCUGUUUUGGAUCUAGUACAUAAUGUGGUGCUAUUGUUCGUUUUUUUUGAUUGAACUUUUAUUCUGUAAAAUAUAUAUAUAUAUAUGUAUAUAUUCCUAUUGACAGAUUUAAAAAUAUUACUAUAUUUGAUAUUUAUUUUCUUUGUAUAUCUAACUGGAAAAGGCAAAGAAUUUCAGUGCAAUGUUUUGUUGCCUUUUUUUUUUUUUUUCCCACCAAAGCCAUAUCUAUAUAUCUAUUUUUGUAAACCUUUGGGAUCAAAAGUGUUGAGUACGUCACAACAAGAGAAAAACGUUUGUGAUCCCAUGAACAGUGCAUGUAUGUAAAGACCGCAUCCCUACUGACAAUAUACUUAUUUUUGGAGAUGUGCCACAGUUCUGGAGGUGGCGCAUUUAUUUUUGUAAUAAAAAAAAACUGUUUACCCACACUUUA